Messenger RNA from Fusarium redolens, 1266 nucleotides. RefSeq names its product kinase-like domain-containing protein. Gene Ontology annotation, molecular function: choline kinase activity; ethanolamine kinase activity. The transcript has 6 exons. Gene Ontology annotation, cellular component: cytoplasm. Gene Ontology annotation, biological process: phosphatidylcholine biosynthetic process; phosphatidylethanolamine biosynthetic process. Lineage: Eukaryota; Fungi; Ascomycota; Sordariomycetes; Hypocreales; Nectriaceae. The record is from RefSeq and is a predicted model, not a curated record. Bases 72 to 1166 code for a protein of 364 amino acids.
UUUUAUUCCUUAUUGGACAUUCUUUGUUUGUAUAGGUAUUUUUUGUUCUGCUGAACUGCCGAAAGUGGAGAAUGGAUAUCCCGUUCAAGGAUACUGUCUUUGAUACGUCAGAUCCUCAUGGAUCAGCCCUGUCGCUUCUUCCGCUCCUGUUCCCCGAUCGGAAGAUCGACGACAUGCGUAUUUCUGCUUUGACUCAGGGCACGACAAAUGGCCUUUUCAAGGUUACCAUCGAUGCAUCCACUGCAGAUGCAGUGCUGAUCAAGGUCUACGGAGAUGGCACGGACAUCACCAUUGAUCGCGAGAAGGAACUCAGGGUACACAAGCUCCUCUCCGAGCGUCAACUCUCUUCAUCUCCACUGGUUCGCUUCAAAAAUGGACAUGCGUAUCAGUUCAUCUCUGGGCGAGUCUGCUCUGAAGGCGACAUGUUUGACACAAGAAUUUUCCGCGGCGUUGCGAGGGAGUUGGCUCGGUGGCACGCGACACUUCCUACAGCAGACGCGAAAGAAGUCUUGACCUACAAACCGGGCGUUUGGUCCACCGCGAAGAAAUGGCUAGAUGCUAUUUCCAAACAUCCUCACCGGACAAAGGCCGAGAUUGACGAUUUGCAUGAAAAGUUCAAGUAUCUAGCCGAUAACUUGUUGUCAACUGACAUGUCGGAACCCUUGGUUCUCGCUCACGGUGACCUUUUGUGCGCAAACAUAAUUGUACAAGAGUCGGGUGAUGGCAUAGAUGUCGCAUCAGUUCGGUUCAUUGAUUACGAACACGCCACAUACUGUCCUCGGGCCUUCGAACUGGCAAAUCAUUUCGCCGAAUGGACCGGCUUCGAGUGCGACUACACUCUCCUCCCCAAGACAUCAACCCGACGCGCCUUUAUCGCAGAGUAUCUAACGACCCACGCCGAACUCUUUCGGGAGCACAAUGUGCCGACUGUCAAUGAUGCUUCUGUGGAUCAUCUCAUGCGUCAGGUCGACGAUCACAGGGGCUUUCCUGGGUUUUACUGGGGUCUAUGUGCUCUCAUCCAGGCUGAGACAGCGACCGGAACUAUCGACUUUGACUACGCAGGGUAUGCGGCGAAGCGCUUUGCAGAAUACGAGGCAUGGCGUAGUGUGCGGGAGGCAAAUAGCCCGUCUCUGCCCCUGAGGGAGAAAAUCUGGUCAAUGCCGUAGAGUAAACGCCCCCACGGUAAGGCAUCAGCGGGCGAGACAAACAUGAAUACCUUAGCCAGAAUGACAAGUAGCAAAGAAAAAAGUCAGACACUACCUGACC